AUAAGUCACUGUUUACUCCACUAUUUUUCAAAAGAUAACCCACUGGAAUUUCACGUUUUGCGAAUGAAAUGAAAUAUUCUGAUAAAUUAAGUGUUUAUUAAUGACGCAAAAUUGAUAAGGAUUUGAUAAAAUACUUUGUUUUCUGAUUAAGUCAUGAUAUUCAUUGUUUUUGAAUAAGAAUUUUGAUCGUAUAUUUUCAUUAUUAUAGUUUGUUGUUAGAAUAAUUUCUUUAUUGUAAUUGUAUCAAUUUAAUAUUUUCAUUUCAAAUUUUGAAAAACUUUAGUUAUCCCCUUUUAUUUUAAUCACUAAAUUUUUCUUAGAAGACUAUAUAAGUGAAUAAUUAAGUGUAUCAAUAAUGGUGGACCGAUUAGUAAAUAGCGAAGCAAAUGCUCGGCGUAUUACAAUGGUUGAAAGUUGUUUUGGAAGUUCAGGCGAGCCAUUGGCUGUACCAGGGAGAGUUUUAGUAGGUGAAGGAGUUCUGACUAAAAUUUGUCGUAAGAAGCCUAAGCCUAGGCAAUUUUUCUUAUUCAAUGAUAUUUUAGUUUAUGGAAAUAUUUUAAUAAAUAAAAAGAAAUAUAAUAAACAACAUGUCAUUCCAUUGGAAGAAGUCAAAUUAGAAUCAUUACAAGAUGAAGGCCAAUUGCGAAAUGGAUGGUUAAUUCGUACAGCAUCAAAGUCAUUUGCUGUAUAUGCAGCUACUUCAACAGAAAAACAAGAAUGGAUGGCUCAUAUAAAUAAAUGUAUAGAAGAUUUGCUAAGAAAAAGUGGUAAAAAAGCUGUUGAAGUUCAUGCUGCUGUAUGGGUACCAGAUUCUGAAGCUAAUGUCUGUAUGCACUGCAAAAAGACCCAAUUUACUGUACUCAAUCGAAGACAUCAUUGUCGUAACUGUGGAACAGUUGUAUGCGGUCCAUGUUCUAGUAAACGUUUUUUGUUACCGAAUCAAUCAUCCAAACCACUGCGUGUGUGCCUAAAUUGUUUUGAUAAACUUUCUAGAGAUAAAGCUCAACAAAAUAGUACCAAUUUAAAUUAUCACAAAAAUUCACUAAAAGAUCGUAGUGAGUCAUCAGGAGAAGACGAAUCUGAUGAUGAUGAUAGUUUUGUUGCAUCAACUACUACUCCUGAUCAGCCCAAGUUCUAUUGAUUGUAAAAAUAUUGAGUAUUGUAUAAGUUUUACAAAUACAUGGAAUCUAUUAUUUGCUAA
Messenger RNA from Daktulosphaira vitifoliae (grape phylloxera), 1201 nucleotides. RefSeq names its product pleckstrin homology domain-containing family F member 2 (gene rush). Lineage: Eukaryota; Metazoa; Arthropoda; Insecta; Hemiptera; Phylloxeridae. Gene Ontology annotation, molecular function: metal ion binding; phosphatidylinositol binding. Gene Ontology annotation, cellular component: early endosome. The record is from RefSeq and is a predicted model, not a curated record. The coding region runs from base 356 to 1141 and encodes 261 amino acids. The transcript has 8 exons.